Messenger RNA from Paramacrobiotus metropolitanus, 3244 nucleotides. RefSeq names its product quinone reductase-like. The record is from RefSeq and is a predicted model, not a curated record. Gene Ontology annotation, cellular component: cytosol. Lineage: Eukaryota; Metazoa; Tardigrada; Eutardigrada; Parachela; Macrobiotidae. The transcript is spliced from 8 exons. The coding region runs from base 2310 to 2945 and encodes 211 amino acids. Gene Ontology annotation, molecular function: oxidoreductase activity; FMN binding.
AGGCACAGUGCAUCGAAUAUUGUUCAGUUCGGUUGUGUUGUAAAAAUUAAUCACAACAAAUUAUUAAACAGUACAGGCAUAAUUCCACAGUUAAAUAGCUGGCGAAGCGGGUUUACGAAAGUCAAAAGAUUUUAUAUCUGGAUUUCUUCGCACAGUACGAUUACUUGUGUUUCAAAAACGCUGCUUUUUUGUUUGUUUUAUCGAUCUUUUCUGCUUACAUUGGAUUCCGACACUCAUUAUCAAAAUUCCAGUUUCCCGGGCAUGUAUUUGUCGAUAAGCGCCUGAUAAUAAGGCUUAAGUGCCUCAAUGUCCGGAAAGCGUUCGCAUUUGGUGUAAAGGUCAAACUUGUUGAAUUCUCUCACCCAUUUGAGCAUCUCCAUGUCUUCGGCGUUGCACAGGUGCAUGUAGUCCUCGCCGGUAUGCCAAGGAUAAAAAGAGUGAAAACGGAUCAUACUGAGGCCUUCCUUGGGCAGCGUAGACUUGUUGUGCACGAGAACUCGGUACAAGUACUCGUCAUGGCCCCAUGAGAGUUUAAUCUGCUCCAGACCACAGUUCGGCCGGUACAUUCCGUAUUUUGUGUUGUACUUUGGAUUGCACCCAUCCGGAUUAUGGUUGAACGUGUCCGAGCGGAAUACGAUUGAAUUGACGAAUUCACAACCAACCUGAAAAAGUGCGAAACAAUAAUUACGUGAUGAACACACCCGCAGGGCAAUGAAUAACUAAGCACGUACAAGUAAAGAUGCUCUUGAUAAAAAAUGAACAAUGAGCGCAAAAUGAUAAAAAAUUAAGUAACAGUGCGGAUAAAAAGUCAGUGCGAUCAUUUGGUUACACAAAUGUCGCUUUUGAUAAAAAUCUUUGAUUAUCUGCUAGCUAACAGAUAUUGCUUAGAGAAGUAAUUUUAUUGCUCUCUUUAGGAAAAUGCAUUGCGCGCCAAAUGGCCAGGCAAGUACUAGAACAGAGUAGUAGCAGUAAGCAAUACGAGCAAUCAAAGUGAAAAGAUAUGUAUACUGCUUUUCACUGAUUCUACUUUUCAUAGCAGCCGAAUAACUUGAAUCCUUAUGUAAACAAAUCACCACGACCAAAUCUAGUUUUAUGAGGGUGCCAAAAUUAAUACGCACAUUCAACCCGUAGGGAAUUAAAGCAAGCUAACUAGCUACAAUACACCUAGUAUUAGCUGCACUUUUUAGACUUGCAAUUAGCGAUACUACUACCUUUUCGUCAAAUCAUCUAUUUCAGAAUAAGGUUUUUGAAAUGAGGAUUGUUAUUUAAUAAUUCAGUUUCGUAAAUGUUGAGACGUUUGUUACUACUAACCACGAAAGUGUCGCCGGUAACGGCCCACUGCGGUUCACCCCAGACCGCCAUGACCUUGCCCAGGUCAUGGAUCAAGCCGGUGAGAUGAAACCAGUCGUGUUCCGGCCAUACUGUGCGAAUCUGUUCGGCUGUUUGGAAAGCAUGAGCGAUAUUGGGCAGAUUGAUAUCCGGAUCACUCUCAUCCACCAUGGCAUUCAACAAAUCCAGUGCCUCCAUAAUGGUCAUCUUGCAACGGUCGAAGCGACCCCAUUCCGCUAUCUUUCGCUCCACAAACUGCACGGUCUGAUGGGUGUGAAUGUCCAGGUAGGUUUUCUUUACCCGAUCGAAAUACUGGUUGGCGGCAGUGUAAUCGCGGAAUUGCUCGGUUGGCUUGGCUUCCGGGGUGAACUUCAGCUGAAGGUCACUGUGGAUGGGUUCCGGGCGGAAUUCGGAUGGGUCAUCGAGGAUUAUUUUGCCCAUUUCAAUGCAAAAUAUUAAGCAAGUUGCAGACGUCAACUUAUACGAUGUAAAGUGGUAAAACGAUUUGCAGUUAAAUGAUUUUUCAGACGGAACUGAGCGUGAAAGUACUUAUGGAGGCGAUGCUGCCGUUGCUGCCGUUAAUGAUGGAUCGACGAACAAUCGCCCGAUGUGUGCUAUCGUCGAACAAUCUGAAGGACUUGACCGUGAUAAAAAUUUGUUGGCAGAGCGUUUGCACGUAUUGGGAACUAUGGAAAUAACGAGCGAUCCCUUCAUCGAUCGAUCAGCUGGAUCUCAGAAAAGCCUACGAUACACAUGCACCUGAUAAAGGCAGGGAUACCGGCAUUCUCUCCCUUGUGCAUGUGUGGAGGAACAGUUAAUCCCGCUCUUCAGAUUCCACCGGCACGCGAUGUUCUCCGCGUCAGUGGAUUUGUGCGCUCGGACGGUAGUUCGGCUUGGUUGCAUGCAUGAUGCAGAACUCUUCGAAGGUUUUCUAAAUCUCAACCUUCGCCGCUAUCACCGGCAUCCACGACAACACGAUCAUGCCGCGCCAGGUGACAGAAAUGGAUUCGCUGAAUUUUGUGGUAUUUUUGGGCAGUUCGCGCGAAGGACGCAUGGCCACACGUGUCGGUAAAUAUAUUCGACGACUGCUGGAAGAACGAAAUCACAACAUCACUAUUAUCGAUCCUCUGGAUGUCGGUUUGGGCCAGGUGAUCUCGCCCUUAGCGUUCAUGCCCGAUCCCAGCGAAGCUCCAGCCAAUGUGUUAGAAAUCAAUAAGCAAAUACAAGAAGCGGAUGGAUUUAUCAUUAUUUCACCCGAGUACAAUGCCACUUUGCCGCCUGCCUUGUGCAGUAUGAUGGAUAAUAUUCCACCGGUAUCCUUCGCAUACCGCCCGUCAGCUAUUGUCACGUACUCUCUCGGGAAUUUUGGUGGGAUGCGCGCCGGGUCUCACCUGCGCCAGUUCUUGUCCGAUCUGACCACCAUAUCCUUGCCCCAUAUAUUCAUGAUUCCUAUGGUGGAGCAAGUUUUGAACGAAAACGGCGAAGUGUUGUCCAGACGCACCAGAAUGCAGAAAAUGUCCACGAUUUUAUUCAAUCAGCUGGAAUGGUACUCCCGUGCGCUCAAGAAUGAAAAGCUGGAGCUGGGAAUUCCAGCGCCAAGCGGAAUUGGCCUAUAAGCAACGAUAUCCAGCACCGCAAACCUUGUGUUUCAGACGUUUUUGUUAAUAUUACUCUCUGAUUUUGACAAAUUUUUGAUAACCCAGUUUGUGACUCGCUUUUUUUCUUCUUCAUUUGCACCAAUUUUUUUCCGAUUUACUGCCGUGUUAUAGCAUUAAUUUUGUUGACAGUACUUUUAAUUUGGUUGGAAGAAUUACAACUACACCGAUUUGCUCUUGAACGGCAUGUAUUUAUUUCUAUGCCGCGACCUUUCUGGUUGUCAAGUGUUCGUAUGUUUAUUUAAAAAUCCAUGGAAAGG